UUUAUUCCAUGUUGAUUGUCGAAAGAUCUACUGUCAAUGUCAGUUAAUUUCGUUACUUUAUUAAUAAAAUUCUAAUUAUUUGUUGUUAAUAAAUAAUAAACAAGUUCGAAAAACAGUUUGAUGUGCUCGGACCGUUUAACACAAAAAAUGAGUCGUAUUUAUAUAAAGAGUGCCAGAUGCUUUCCAAACGAAUGCUACAUUUGCAAAUCGAGAGAAAAUUUAAGAAGAUGCGAAUGCAACACGAUUUCUUACUGUUCAGAGGAUCAUCGCCAACAACACCUAUCGAUACACAAAGAUUUUUGCAAAGUAGUAAAAGAAUUGUUAAAAAUAAAAGGAAUCACUCACAUUUUUGAAGAGCUUAUUCACAUAUAUGAUCCCGAAUGGACUACAAAAAGAGAAGAACUCCAUGAGGAAAUCAUAAAGAAACUGGGAAGAAGUUUGAGUCCACUGGAGAAUUUUAUGUUUUAUAAUCCACGAAUUUGUUUCGCUUGUCACGAAACAAAACAAGAGGAUUUAAUUAAUUGCCCGCAUUGUCCAAUAGCGAGCUUUUGCAAAAAACACGAAAAAAAUGAAACUCAUAAAGAAUAUUGUAAAGUAAUGAAUACAUAUUUAAAUAUAUUGACAACGGCCGAGAAAUUAAACAUUGAUUUAGAUUUUCUGUCCUUUGGCUAUCCAUUUUGUUCCGAAGAGAAAGAUCAGUACCAAGAUUAUCUGACAAUAACGUUUGCAGUGCAAGAAACCGAGUUUGAAGUGGAAAAAUUUUAUAAAAAAUCGAAAUUAUCUAAAAUCGAUCGAAUUGAUUUUAUUGACGUUGCUUCGAAAAUUAAUAACGUUUUACAAAAAACACACGACACGAUUCCAGAAGAAGUGACAAUCCACAUCGAAGCCCUUACCUAUGACCACGCAAUCACAAAAGAAAAUUAUUGGGAAUUUCUUUUGCAUCUAAAUCCACAUAUAAAAAAGUUAAAAAUUGUUAUAAUUACAACUCAAAAUAGGUCCAAUUUAGAGACGUCUCUUUGUCAAAAUUGUCAUUCAGAGGGAAAGGAUUUGAACCUGGAAAUUUUGGCAAAAUCUUACGACGUUUUCAUGUUGGAUGAAAAUUAUCAGAAACCAGAUAUUCUGUUUUACGUGAAAAUCGUCAAUGAAUGUAAUUCUGAAAAAUUAAAUAAGUGGAGUGAGUUUAGUUUUCCAGUUGUUUUGCGAUUUGAAUCAGAUUCGAUUUUUUGUGAAACACAACAUUUUGUCUUCUCUUCGACAACGAAGUUUCGAUUUAUUCACGAAGGACAAUUGAAGACACCAUUCAGUACAUUAUCCUCAAUUGAAAACCAAGAUUACUUUAUAAUUUUGCAAUCAAAGGAGAACAAAGUACUUGAAAAAUCAUGUGUUACAGUAACAGACGAAAUCUGCGAGGAAAAAAGCGGGACAAACACGACUGAAACUGUUUUAGUUGAAAAUAUUAAUUCCGAAAUUCUAAAAUGUGGGAAUAUUGCAGAUGCUUCUAAAGUUACUCAGUCAGAACCAAAGGACAAGCCCGCCACUUCUUCCACUGAGUCAAACGGAAAUAUACAAACAAACGGUAUUGAAAUCGAAAAAAAUCCCACUAACGAAGAAGUGGAAAAUAAGAAUUCCAGUAAUUUAACAGUACCUGAAGUUCAUACAUCAAAUGCUGAACAAAAAUCCGAAGAUCGUAGAACAAUAUCUCCAUCGACAUCAGUUUGUUCUUUUGUAAUUAUUUCAGAACCCGGAGAAGUGGAGAAAGAAAAAAAAGAAGAGGAAGUUGAAAAAAUACUGCGAUUGAGAAUUCCAAACGCGAAGAAAAUAGUUGUUCAAAAUCAAUCGACAAAGAUGAAUCUUUAGAGACAGAAGACGACGAGCAGAAGAAUAACGAAAAAAAUAAUACGGAAUUAAUAGAAAAGCGCAUAGAGGAAGGAGAAGAACAAAAAAAUGAUAAAGACCUUCGUGUCAAUUUGGGAAAUUUCAAAAAUUCUCAAACUAAUUUUUCCCAAUCAUUUCUGAUCGAUCACAUUUCAUAUCUUAAUAAUGAAAUCGAUGAGUUACGAAAACGAUUAAAUGCA
Messenger RNA from Leptopilina heterotoma, 2075 nucleotides. RefSeq lists its product as uncharacterized. The record is from RefSeq and is a predicted model, not a curated record. The transcript has 2 exons. The coding region runs from base 121 to 1857 and encodes 578 amino acids. Lineage: Eukaryota; Metazoa; Arthropoda; Insecta; Hymenoptera; Figitidae.